GUCACACUACACUCCACGGAUGAAGGUGUAAAAGAUAAUGGAAGUUUCUCUCGCCACCCACGCUAUCUCCUCCUUCUCCGUCACCGGAAAACACCAUUCCGGCGCCAUUAAAGCUGCCAAUUUUCUUCCUUUAUCCCUAAACUCUCCAUCGCCGCAGACACCGGCUUUCGACAACUCCACCAAUUCCGCCAAUUCCUCACACCUCUCCGGCAAACUCCGCCGUCCCAAAACCCUCAAGACGACCACCUCUCCCUCUCCCAAAAUCCCCUCAAACCCUCUCAAAUCCCUCGCCCAACCAAGCACCGACGUAAAUGGCUCUCGCUCUCUCACCAAUAAGCUCUGGCUCACCAGCAAGCUCUCUCCGCCGGCGCCGAAUCCUGCGGAGAUUUCCCGGGAAAGUGACGGGGAAGCCGGGGAGAAGGAGGUUGAGGAGAAUGCGGAUUCGCCGAGGGUUGAGUUCCGACAAGAGGGGAAGAUAUUCGUGGGGAAUCUGCCGAGCUGGAUCAGGAAAAACGACGUCGCCGAGUUCUUCAGGCAGUUCGGGCCGAUUAAGAGCGUGAUUCUGAUCAAGGCUCACGAGAAGACGGACAGAAAUGCGGGGUUUGGGUUCGUGCUGUAUGGUGGCUCGACGGCGGCGAAGUCGGCGAUGAAGGCGGUGGAGUUCGACGGCGUGGAGUUCCACGGGAGGGUCCUGACUGUGAAAUUGGACGAUGGAAGGAGGUUGAAGGGGAAAAUGGAGGAGAGAGAGAGGUGGAUUGGAGGGGACGAUGGGGUUGAGUAUCGUUCAAAGUGGCAUGAAGAGAGAGAUGGUUUAAGGAAGGAGUUCCGGAAGGUUGUCGAGACCGAACCGGAGAAUUGGCAGGCGGUUGUGGACGCUUUUCAGAGGAUUAAAAAGCCCUCUAGAAGAGAAUACGGCUUGAUGGUAAAGUAUUAUGCAAGGAGAGGUGACAUGCAUCGUGCACGGGAAACUUUUGAGAGUAUGCGGGCAAGGGGAAUAGAGCCAUCAUCGCAUGUCUAUUCAAGCCUUAUUCAUGCGUAUGCAGUUGGCAGAGACAUGGAAGAAGCAUUAUCUUGUGUUAGGAAAAUGAAAGAAGAGGGCAUUGAGAUGAGUUUGGUGACUUACAGUAUAAUAGUGGGGGGAUUUGCAAAAAUGGGCAAUGCUGAAGCUGCAGAGUUCUGGUUUAAGGAGGCCAAAGAGAGACACAUUACUUUAAACGCAAUCAUUUAUGGAAAUAUAAUAUAUGCUCAUUGUCAAACCUGCAAUACGGAAAGAGCUGAGGCGUUGGUGCGGGAAAUGGAAGAAGUAGGCAUAGAUGCUUCAAUUGACAUUUAUCAUACCAUGAUGGAUGGUUACACGAUGAUCGGAAAUGAAGAUAAAUGUUUGGUUGUCUUUGAACGGCUCAAGGAAUGUGGCUUUACACCAUCAGUUAUCAGUUAUGGAUGUCUGAUCAAUCUUUAUACCAAGGUUGGAAAAGUUUCGAAGGCCUUGGAAGUUAGCAAAAAGAUGGAAUCUGCUGGCAUAAAGCAUAACAUGAAGACUUAUUCCAUGUUAAUAAAUGGAUUUUUGAGAUUGAAAGAUUGGACUAAUGCAUUUGCUGUUUUUGAAGAUGUUAUAAAGGAUGGUCUAAAGCCUGAUGUAGUCCUUUAUAAUAACAUUAUAAGAGCAUUCUGUGGUAUGGGUAACAUGGAUCGUGCUGUCCAGACUAUCAAAGAUAUGCAGAAGUCCAGGCAUAGGCCUACAACACGUAGUUUCAUGCCAAUUAUACAUGGUUUUGCAAGAGCUGGAGAAAUGAGAAGAGCUCUAGAAAUUUUUGAUAUGAUGAGGAUGAGUGGAUGCAUACCCACUGUACAUACUUUCAAUGCUUUGAUUCUUGGCCUUGUUGAGAAACGUCAGAUGGAGAAGGCUGUUGAAAUAGUAGAUGAGAUGACACUGGCGGGUGUAAGUCCAAAUGAACAUACAUACACAACUAUCAUGCAUGGCUACGCAUCACUGGGUGAUACUGGGAAGGCCUUCGAGUAUUUUACUAAAUUGAGGAAUGAGGGCCUUGAACUUGAUGUGUUUACAUAUGAGGCUUUAUUAAAGGCAUGUUGCAAGGCGGGCAGGAUGCAGAGUGCUUUAGCAGUAACCAAAGAAAUGAGUAAUCAAAAGAUUCCGAGGAACACAUUUGUCUACAAUAUACUAAUUGAUGGAUGGGCUCGAAGAGGUGAUGUUUGGGAGGCUGCUGACCUGAUGCAACAAAUGAAACAGGAAGGCGUUCAACCUGAUAUCCAUACCUACACAUCUUUCAUAAAUGCUUGUAGCAGAGCUGGGGAUAUGUUGAGAGCUACAAAAACGAUCCAAGAAAUGCAGACAUUUGGGGUAAAGCCAAAUGUUAAGACCUACACCACGUUGAUAAAUGGUUGGGCACGUGCUUCGGUACCGGAGAAGGCUCUGAAAUGCUUUGAUGAGAUGAAGCUGACAGGGUUGAAGCCAGACAAAGCUGUAUACCACUGCUUGAUGACAUCUUUGCUGUCAAGGGCUCAAGUUGCCGAGUCUUAUGUUUACUCUGGAAUUCUUUCAAUUUGUGGGGAAAUGAUAGAAUCUGGCUUUACUAUUGAUAUGGGAACUGCAGUUCACUGGUCCAAGUGCUUGCGCAAGAUUGAGAGGGGCGGCGGGGAGCUUACAGAAGCCUUGCAAAAGACCUUCCCGCCUGAUUGGAACAUAUCUCAUGGUUUGGAAGUAACUUCUGAUAUCGAUAGUGAUGAUGAAAUUGACAACGAUAAUGAGAUAUAUUCUGCUGUCGAUACUGACAGUAAUGGCGAUGGUGAUAGUGAUGAUAUGAACCACAGAUUAUGAUUUUGAAGUCGUGUAUAUUAGUUUUGUCAUAGGGGCAUAGGGCAUGACUUGCAUAUUAGAGAAUGUAAGGUUUAUGAUUAAAUUUAGUUUGACCCUCUUAAUGUAACCCAUUCUUAUGUUUCUUGUACAGAUGAAGCACAGUUUCUAACUCAAUUCCAAGGCGGCAAACAUACGAGUUGUGGAUGCUGCAUAUUUCCGUUGUUUGCUUAAUUCAUGUAACCCAUUCUUGUGUUUCCUAUACAGAUUAUGAAGCACAGUUUCUAACUCAAUUCUGAGACAGCAAACAUACGAGUUCUCGAUGCUGCA
This is a messenger RNA of Morus notabilis, 3142 nucleotides long. RefSeq names its product pentatricopeptide repeat-containing protein At5g04810, chloroplastic. The transcript has 10 exons. Bases 38 to 2836 code for a protein of 932 amino acids. The record is from RefSeq and is a predicted model, not a curated record. NCBI's taxonomy places the organism in Eukaryota, Viridiplantae, Streptophyta, Magnoliopsida, Rosales, Moraceae. Gene Ontology annotation, molecular function: protein binding; RNA binding.